AUGCGACGAGCCACUCCCCGCCAACUCGGCUCGGUCUGCCAGCUCUGUUCAACGACACCGGCAACAACCCUUGGAGCCGGUGCCCGUCGCGUCUCGUCACGGCUUGACUUCCCUCGUCAGGCUGCGUCCAUCAGACUAUCUGGAGCAAGAUGGAUGGCGUCGGCUGCUUCCCCUAGCAAUAACACGGCUGCCUCAGCUGUGCCUGCCCGGAUAGUAGCACCAGUAGUGCCUGCUACCAAAGGAACCCGACCGAUCGCGAACCCCGCCCAGCUGGCGAGCAAGGCCGAGCAAGGACUCAAAGCUUUCGUCACCGCUGUCAGAGACGGACCGAACAAGCAGGCGGCCAAGUCGGCUCUGGAGUCGUGCCUGCAGUACGCGAGUACACUGCACCCGCAACUUCGGCGGGCCAACAGUGCAGCCAAAGCGUCUGCAUCGCGACUGGCCAUGCUGGGAGGCGAACGCAGCGGGACCACCUUUGACGUGGAUACAGACCUGGGCGUGGCGAGCAGCAAGAUCUCGCAGGCAGCGUACAGCGUCAUCUCCCACCCCAAUGUUGAGAUGACACCCGACAUGCUAGAGCUGUACGUGCACACGCAGGCACAGCUGGGGCGGGCCGAGACGCUUCCAGCCGUGCUAGAAAUGUACGCGCACAAGGCCAAGCCCGUCGUCAAAGACGGCGGUGUGGUGCAGUAUGUGGCGCAGAAUCCCGACGCCGCCGCCAAGGCCGUCGAGAAGGACGUGGCCGACCUGGCCCUGCAGACGGCUAUCGACGCCAAGAAUCUCGACGCUGCGCUGGGCAUCACCGAGGCGGCCUUCUGCACCAAGGCAUUCAAGCGCCAGAAGCUCAUCAAGAGGGGCACCGCGCCCGCCAUGACCCUAGCCGCCGUCCCCUUUGGCGUCCUGGGCCUGGGAACCAUCUACGCUACCCACUGGCAAAACACCAUGGAUCUCACCACCGCCACGGCCAUCGGCGUCGCCGGAAUCUCGGGCUACGUCUUCGUCACUGGCUCCCUGGGUAUCAUCGCCAAGCUUAGCCACAAGUCUCAGAUGAAGCGCGUCACCUGGCUUCCGGGAACGCCCCUGCGCUACCGGUGGAUGCGCGAGGAGGAGCGGGAGGCCCUCGACAAGAUUGCCUGCGCCUGGGGAUUCAAGGAGUCAUGGCGUCAUGGGGAAGAGACGGGACCUGAGUGGGAAGGUCUCAGGGAGUACAUGGGCUACCGCCAGAUGCUUCGAGAACAAUCGGACGGAGCAACCGAGGCCAUCCCGGACGAACAGCGCCCUGGACCGGCGAGAGGAUUUCGCUACGUUGACGGACAAGCCGUCGUCGGUUUAUCCUGGGAAGACCAGACCUUUUACGAGGCAUUCUCUAACGACCGUCGUCGCAAGCUCCGUCGCAAGACGGACUAUCGUCUUCUACCCACCCUGUGUAUCCUCUACUUAUGUGCCCAGCUCGAUCGCGGCAACAUUGGCAAUGCCAAGAUUGAAGGUCUCCAAAAGGACACGAACAUGACUGGAUUGCAUCAGUGGUACCCACGUGAACACGUUGCCUUUCGCAUGUCCCUCUUCAUGGCAUUCGCAGCAGCUUCGGGCACCUUUUCCGCAGGCCUCAGGUUAGCUGUGCCCUCCAUUAUCAAGGGCCUUGGAUUCACCAAAACCCGGUCUCAGCUCAUCGGCUCCAUCCCUUAUAUCUCUGGCGUCAUUUCAUCGCUCCUGGUCACGUUUGUAUCCGGCCGUACAGCCAAGAAGUGGCACAUUGUUGCUGGCUGCUGGGGGUGCAUUGCCAUGGGAUUCACCAUUGCCAUCAUUGUGGUCAAUGUCGCCCAGAACAAGGCACCUGGUGUUGUUGCCGGUAUGUCUUUCGUCACCAGUGGUGUCUUUCCCAUGGCCCCCAUCAGCGGGAGCUGGGCCUCCAUGAACCUAGGAGACUCAACUCGUCGUGCCAUCGGUAUCGGCUUCAUUAUGGGCCUUGGAAGUCUUGGAGGCGUCACGGGAUCCUUUAUAUACCGCGACAGCGACUCUCCGUAUUUCCAUCUUGGCUACGGUCUCUCCUUGGGCCUCGCCAUUGUUGGUCUGGUUAUCACGACAGUGCUUGCCCUAUCGUACUCUGUUACGAACAGGAAGAAGCGCAGAACUCUAGAGUCUGGAAUACGAGGAAAACAUACCGAGGGCGGACCUGCGGCUGUAGGAACGGAGUCGCCAUUGUUCCUAUACACGCUUUAG
Molecule: messenger RNA, 2220 nt
Organism: Geosmithia morbida
Lineage: Eukaryota; Fungi; Ascomycota; Sordariomycetes; Hypocreales; Bionectriaceae
Exons: 4
Coding region: 1-2220 (739 amino acids)
Cellular component (GO): membrane
Molecular function (GO): transmembrane transporter activity
Source: RefSeq, a predicted model, not a curated record